Paramecium sonneborni is the source of this 323-nucleotide messenger RNA. The record is from the annotation of a GenBank genome assembly. Lineage: Eukaryota; Ciliophora; Oligohymenophorea; Peniculida; Parameciidae.
AUUUAAUGAACCUUUUCUCUAUAGCAUCAACUCUUUAUUAGAUUUUGAGCAUCUUGGCAUUGACCUAAUCUAAUCGUUUUCUAGCAUCAGAUAUCCUUUCAAAUUAGUGUAGGUAGUGUUGAUCUUUGCCAAAAUGGGUGUCUUGGGUAAGCAUUUGCAUUUCUAAGUGAAUAUAAAUAAAGUACCAUCUUUGAUCUAGAUUAAUAAGGCUUCAAGUUAAGCUUGUUGAGCUUAUAAUUCAUCAGUUUGAUUGAAUUAUAAUAACUUUUCAAAUAUUUCGUGAACUUUGGUGUCCAUUAAUAUUAAUAUAAUUUAACGAAAAU